AUGCUCGCCGGUCGCGCAUUACAGGCAGUCCGCUUGACGGCUAUGACUCGCGAUAUUCCCCAGGCUGCUCCGAUAACCUGCUUCACCAGGCGGCGAUUUGCCACCAACGCAGUAAUCUCGCCGCUACGUCCAGCCUCACUUAGCCAUAAGGUUGUCAUCAUAGGCGGCGGUACGGCCGGCCUUGCCGUCAGCCAUCAGCUUCUUCGGUCUGGACGAUUUGCCCAAGAUGACAUUGCAGUGGUUGAUCCAGCCACAUGGCAUGACUAUCAGCCUGGUUGGACUCUUGUUGGUGGAGGCUUGAAGAACAAAGAGGAUCUUCGCUCGUCUUUGGACAGCCUAAUCGACAAGAAGCUGAAGUUCUACAACGAGGCGGUCUCGACUUUUAGCCCCGAAGACAGCUUCGUCACACUGAGCAACGGCGCUCAGAUUGGCUACGAACAGCUUGUAGUAGUUCCGGGUAUUGCCAUCAAGUACGACCAGAUCAAGGGACUGCCAGAGGCUCUCGCUGAUCCUGAUUCCCUUGUCUCCACUAUAUACGGCUACAACACAUGUGACAAGGUUAAUCACACAAUCAACAAGCUGCGAAAGGGCAAUGCCAUAUUCACCCAGCCAGCCGGCCUCGUGAAAUGUGCAGGAGCCCCGCAAAAGAUACUGUGGAUGGCGGUGGACAAGUGGAAACGAGACGGCCUAUUCCGGCCUCUUGACUUAGGUGCAUCGCCGAUCAAAAUCAGUUUUGCCACGGGCCUUCCUGUCAUGUUUGGCGUACCGAAGUAUAGCAAGAAGCUGGACGAAUUACGCAUAGAGCGCACGGUGGAAGGUCUUUUUCAACAUGAUCUUGUCGAGAUCAACGGUGACAAAGCAUUAUUCACACGCCCAGACGGCGAAAAGGUCAUGCGGCAGUUUGACCUACUCCAUGUAGUGCCCAAAAUGGGAGCUCACGCAUUUGUUGCCAACAGCCCUUUGGCAAACGAAAGUGGACUAGUUGAUGUUGACGAAAAUACGACUCGCCACAAGAAAUACGCGAAUAUCUGGUCAAUCGGAGAUGCUUCAGGUCUACCCACAUCCAAAACAGCAGCUGCUAUAACUUCCCAGGCACCAAUCUUGGUAUCCAACAUUUUACAGACUUUUGACGGGAAAGAGUUGGACGCUUCCUAUGAUGGUUAUACAUCAUGCCCUUUGAUUACAGAGUACGGCAAAGUCAUGCUGGCAGAAUUCAAGUACGGUGCCGAGCCUAAAGAAACUUUCGGAGAUCUUCUCGGCAUUGACCAGAGUGUUCCUCGUCGAGCAUUCUAUCAUCUCAAAAAGGACUUUUUCCCAUGGGUAUACUACAAAGCUAUGGUUAAGGGUACUUGGGCUGGUCCAAAAGGCUUUAUCAGAUAA
This is a messenger RNA of Phaeoacremonium minimum UCRPA7, 1380 nucleotides long. RefSeq names its product putative sulfide quinone reductase protein. The record is from RefSeq and is a predicted model, not a curated record. Bases 1 to 1380 code for a protein of 459 amino acids. Gene Ontology annotation, cellular component: mitochondrion. Gene Ontology annotation, molecular function: sulfide:quinone oxidoreductase activity; FAD binding. NCBI's taxonomy places the organism in Eukaryota, Fungi, Ascomycota, Sordariomycetes, Togniniales, Togniniaceae. The transcript has a single exon.